UUAUUUCCCACUCGCACGACGCACACUGCACAGUGCACAGUCGUAAUGUCAUAUUAAUAUUAUAAUUAACUCAAUACUCAUUAGUGAUUAGUCAUUCGUCGACUCGUCGUUUUCACUCGUAACUCGUAUUAGUCACUAUAAAGGUGGUCGGUCGUCGGUGGUCACUCAUAUUAUUAUUAUAGUCGUAUUGAGUAUUCUCUUCGUUACUCGUUAGUGGUUAGUUAGUAAUCACAAGUUCACUUCUGUCGUUACUCACUCAGUAUCCAACAUAAUUUAGUUCGUUUGCUUAGUGGUGUUCAAUUACUUCCCGUCCGAAUAUAAAAAAAUUUCUAAUUCCAACAAUCUAUAAACAUGAGCUAUCCAGGAUAUCCUCCUAACAAUCAGGGAUUCCCUGGCCAGCCUGGAGCUCAACAGCCUGGCUCCCAGUUACCCUAUCCAUCAUACCCCGGAGGUAAUGUAGGACAACAAGGGUAUCCAAUGCCAAGUGCUUAUCCACCAGGCCAACCCAGCUACCCCCAACAGAGCCCAUACCCUCAAAUAGGUCAAUAUCCACCUCAACAACCUGGACAGUUCUUACCUCAAUCUGGUCCAUAUGCUCCAAAUCCAUCAAUGUAUCCAUCAUCAGCUGUACCAGGCCAAUACCCAUCAUCUUCUGUAGGCGGUCAAUAUCCACCCACUGUACCAGGCCAAUAUCCACCACAAGCUUCCCCAUAUCCAAAUGCCCAACUGCCUUCUGGUUUCGCACCUCAGUCUGCUGCCUACCCAACUCAAUCAGCCUAUCCUACUCAAUCAGCCUACCCACCCAAUCAACCAGCAACUUCAGUUUAUCCGAAUAUGACAGCUGGUGGUUACGACGGUGGUUCUCGAGUUCCACCACAAGCAGCAUAUCCACCUAUUAGCACUCCUGCACAUUAUCAACCAUUGAGCAGCUCACCUGCUCAGAAAAAGUCUAAUCCAACACUUCGUCCAGCCAAUCCAUUUGAUCCACGUCGUGAUGCUGAAAUAUUGCGUAAAGCUAUGAAAGGAUUUGGAACUGACGAAAAAUCGAUAAUACAGGUCUUGGCUCAUAGAGUCAAUUCUCAAAGACAGGAAAUUGCAAUUCAAUUCAAGACUAUGUUUGGUAAAGAUUUAAUAUCCGAUUUGAAAAGUGAACUGAGUGGAAAGUUUGAAGAUCUGGUUGUAGGACUCAUGACACCUACUUAUGAUUUUCUUGCUAAAGAAAUUCACAAUGCUAUUGAUGGUAUUGGAACUAAUGAAGAAACGAUAAUUGAAAUCAUAUGCACUGCUUCUAAUUCUGAGAUUAACAACAUAAAAAUGGCAUACCAUAAAUUAUUUGGAAAUGAUUUAGAAAAAGAGCUUAUGGGAGAAACAUCAGGAAGUUUCCGCAGAUUAUUAGUGUCACUUUGUCAGGGACAACGCAAUGAAAAUACAUUUGUUGAUGUGGCAUCUGCACAAGCUGAUGCACAAAACUUAUUACAAGCUGGUGAACUACAAUUUGGAACUGAUGAGUCUACAUUCAACAUGAUCUUGUGUAGCCGUAGCUUUUGUCAAUUACAACAAGUAUUUUUGGAAUACCAUCGUCUAACUGGAAGAGACUUUGAAGAUGUUAUCAAAAGUGAAUUCAGUGGAGAUAUUGAGAAUGGGCUUAGAGCAGUUGUAAAAUCUGUUAGAGACAAAAGUGCAUAUUUUGCCAAACGUUUGCAUGAAAGCAUGGCUGGUUUCGGCACAAAUGACCGAGCACUGAUUCGUAUUGUUGCAACUCGUUGUGAAAUAGAUAUGGUUGAAAUAAAAAAUGCUUACAUGUCAAUGUAUGGGAAAUCAUUGGAGGCUGAUAUUGCGUCUGAUACUAUGGACGAUACAUCGGGUGAUUACAAAAAAUGUCUGACGGCUCUAGUUGUUGGCUAAAAAUAGUAAUAUACAUUUGAUAUUUGUAUACAGUAUUCUAUUUAUAUAAUCAUUAAUACAUUUUACACAUUUCGCAUUAUUUAAUCUAAAAACUUAAAUUGAUAUUUACUAUUUUCAUUUUUUUGCAUUUAAUAUUAAUAUUUUAUACAAGUAUAUUUUACUAGUAUGAAUAUUUUUACUCAUUCUUAAAGCAAGAUUUAAAUUGUGAUGAUUAAAUUUCAUAAUUUAUUCUUUUUUUAUCUAUUGCGAAUCAUAUAAAUGUUGGUAUUUGAUUAUUAAAUACUUUGGGCUUGGGUAUUUAAAAAAAUAAUAGUUAUUUUUAGUCUUAUUUAAAUACAUAAUAUAUUACAAACAUUUCUAUUUUUUAACAUUCAACGCACGGUAAACAUUUAAACUCACUUUACUAAAUUUACAUGUAUUCAUUUUCAUUAUGUCAAUUUUAUUUUAUUUUUUUGAAGAUUUGUUAAUUUUUUCUAUAUUUUUUUAUAUUCUAAUUUAAAUAAACCGAAAUUAAAAUCAUUUGCCAAAUCUACUCUAUGGUUAAUAUUAUAUAAAAUUAAUUAUUCAAUUAUAUUAUGUAUUACAAAUACUUUAGUUUAUAAGCAGGGUAAAUACGUGCCACUUAUUGACAAUUAUUGUAAAUCACUGAACGAAUUUUAUAUACUCAAGGUUUAUGGCUCAAUGUUUAUGGCUGUUAAAAGUCUAAAAAUUGGUGCUUGAUCAUUUAAUAUUAAUUUGUUAUUAUACUUUGAAUAUUAGACAUAUUAUAAUUGUCUCAUUAUUUAUGCAUUAAUAAAUGCAAACGGUGGCGUUGUCAACUUCUUAUUAUUAAUUAUUGAUAGACUCUAAUUAAUUGUAUUAUAAAAAUACUGUUGAAGUAAAAUAAUUUUAAAUUUAAUCAUUUACCUUAACAUUUCUAAUUUCUUAAAAUAUUAUCAUAUUAUUAUAAUUAUGUUAUUCGUAUGACAAAUUACAAUACUAUGAGGUUAAAAUUAACAAUUCAAUGUUUAACUCAGUAAUAUCUUUUGCAACGUCACUGGCUUAUUAGUUAUUUGUUAUUGUGCUGUUAUUCUUACUGUUAAUAUUCUACCAUGUGUUUUAUGUUUUACAAUUUAUU
Molecule: messenger RNA, 3022 nt
Organism: Myzus persicae (green peach aphid)
Lineage: Eukaryota; Metazoa; Arthropoda; Insecta; Hemiptera; Aphididae
Product: annexin B9-like
Exons: 10
Coding region: 352-1905 (517 amino acids)
Cellular component (GO): cytoplasm
Molecular function (GO): calcium-dependent phospholipid binding; calcium ion binding
Source: RefSeq, a predicted model, not a curated record